AUGUAUACGGCCGGACUCAAUCCGUUUUACGCAUCAAAUUUUAGUCUUUGGUCUGCUUAUUGCGCGGGUGGUUUCGCUAUGGAUACAAUGAAGAAGCCCUCAUUUUGCAUUGCUGACAUUUUGCAGGUUGGGGAUGCCGAGAACAUCCCAGGAUCCUCGGCCCUCAUGGCUCAUAUGGGACACCGUUCUCAGGUCCACUCCUCUGGAUCUCAUUUGCAUCCUUCCCCGGUGGGGCCAGAACAGUCGGUCUACGGUGGGAGACUGAACCCCGGGUCUCCAUAUCACAGGCACGGAAUACACUUAACGUCUGUAUCUAGAACGAGUCUCAACUCCCAACAAGCUCCUCCACCAUCAAGCAAGGACCUGAAGUUCGGAAUCGAUCGGAUAUUGUCAACAGACUUCGACCCAAAAACAAAAGACAUAUUGUCUUUAAGAGGUAAGCUUUUAAAUGAACUUUCAUACUGUUGUCAAAAUGAAUUCUAUAAAAUCACUAUUAAUAGGCCUAUAUCAAGAUUCUGUCACUGCCAAAGAAAGCAUUCAAGAAUGCCAUUAUGUUGUAAAGGCACUUUUUAUUUUUAUAAUAUGGCUAUGUUGACUUAAUUAAAGGCUGCGUUUAUAAAGUACUGACCUCGAAGGCACCUAAACCACAGUGGCAACAUCAUGUACCUUAUUAUUUACGCACUCAAACCCUCUAUAUGAACAUCCAAGCUGCCACCGUUGCCUCAUUAUAAAACUAGGUAUUCUUUAGCUUCAGACAACAUUCAGACUCGCACACGAAAGUCAUUUUUAGCUGAACAUUUUCACCAUUGACAAGAACUCGUGUAUUAUACGUUGCGGUAAUUUCUUACUCAUUUAUCUCUCGCCCUGUGACAGAUCUCACUUCCAUUGUUAGCUCGAACCGUCAGUCAGGGAUCCACAUGCCGGUGCAGCCUUCGGCGAGCCAGUACUUCGCAUCCAUAGACCCAGCGAUGAGCGACACGUCCUCCAUGAUGAGCUCACUAAACGGCGCCAGGCAAUCAGGGCAGCAUCAGUUUCAGGACACCUUCCCAGGUAGUGUAGCCGUCAGCACAUAGGCUACAUAGGGCCUUUUUACGCACACAGGACAUUUAAGGAUUCGAACAAUAUUUUUACAUAGCUUUUAAUAUUCAGACUUUGCUCAGUGUUUUUAAACCCUAGGCCUAUCUUCUGUUGAUCGUGUUUUUCAAGUGAAUAUAAUUUGACAUGUUUGAUGGCAUGACACCACUUUUCUAGGAUUGCCAACUAUAAUUGACUAGUGCACUUUGAAAUUUGAACGAAUAAAUAACAUUGCUCAACCUUUAUGUCCCUUUAUUUAUACAGGUCCAUAUGCUGUCCUCACAAAAGACACGAUACCACAGACGUACAAAAGGAAGAGGUCCUGGUCGCGAGCAGUCUUCUCCAACCUGCAAAGAAAAGGACUUGAGAAACGAUUCGAAAUACAGAAAUAUGUCACCAAACCCGACAGAAAACAACUGGCUGCAAUGCUUGGCCUAACAGAUGCACAGGUAAAUUACUUGCAUCAUGCUGUAGCCAAUAGGCCCCAAUUGUAUGGACAUUGUUUGUAUAAUGGACUAUAUGCAAAUCUGGAGUUCUUUUUAGAAUCCUUGCUUCUUGAGAUGGAAAGACAUAUGCCUAAUAGUGUAAAACAAUUAAACUUGCGACUAUAUUAAAUAUGUUUAGCUGAAGCGUUACUGAUUGCGCGAUAGAAAUGUACCCUAAAUGUAAUUUCCGAUUGAGCCGACAUAUGGAGCAUGAAUGCAGUCUCUGCUAAUUAAUUAACAUUGCCUUUAAAUUUCAAUAAUGCUGUAACGCUGAACUUUCGCGAUACGGAUUGAAUAGAGCCCUGGCCGUGUGUUGUUAAGACAGGAAGCCGCCACUCAGAGGAUACACCCGGUAAUAUAUCCUAGUAGGCAACUGUAGAAUUGCGCAAUCGAGAACUUUUAGGGAAAUGAAAGUCGAUUACAACAAAUUAUUGCAAACGGAGAAAGGUCAUAGUCGUACGUAACUCCAUUGGGUUAAGCAAUACACAUAAUACUAGCCUAUAGUAUUAUAGCCCAGCUGAUGUUUUAAUAGCAAUUUGUUCUUGUGGGCUACAGGCCCACCUUUACGCACAUUGUUGAUUUAUUCUGCAUUAACUUUAUUGUAGCCUACCUAGGCUACUGUCAUGUUAUUCAUUAUGAAAUGUAGGCUAUGAUUUCCUUAUCAAGAAGGUUUUGUUCUGUUAUGUAGAGGAUGUCCUUUUAUACUAUCAAUUAGGUCUCUGGGUCCUAUUUCUAUGGAGCAUAACUCAUUGUCAACCUGUUGGCGAGUAGUUUAGGCAUCAGGAUCAGGCUGACUACAUCUAAACGAGCUCGUGCACUUUCUCGGCAGGUCAAAGUGUGGUUCCAGAACAGGCGCAUGAAGUGGAGGCAUUCGAAAGAAGCCCAGGCGCAGAAGGACAAGGAGAAGGAGACGCUAGACAAGUCACUGACAGAGGCCGAGCCCAAAGAACCGGAAGAGUCCGAGUGUGAGAGCGAAGCGAGCUGCGAGUCCGAAUUCGAGGACGGGCAGGAGGACAAGAGUGACGUGGACAUUUCUGAGCAUAACAAGACUAGUGUGAUCAUGACCGGGGCCACCCCUGUGAGUAUGGAGGAGGCAACUUCAGUCGGUGCCCUCACAGAAACUGUGGCAUCAUCACAAAUGUGA
This is a messenger RNA of Coregonus sp. 'balchen', 2703 nucleotides long. NCBI's taxonomy places the organism in Eukaryota, Metazoa, Chordata, Actinopteri, Salmoniformes, Salmonidae. The record is from the annotation of a GenBank genome assembly.